Messenger RNA from Coprinopsis cinerea okayama7#130, 618 nucleotides. RefSeq lists its product as hypothetical. Gene Ontology annotation, biological process: lipid homeostasis. Lineage: Eukaryota; Fungi; Basidiomycota; Agaricomycetes; Agaricales; Psathyrellaceae. The transcript is spliced from 2 exons. Gene Ontology annotation, cellular component: membrane. Bases 1 to 618 code for a protein of 205 amino acids. The record is from RefSeq and is a predicted model, not a curated record.
AUGCUAGCCAAUCUAGGCGGGGCUUCUGCAGCUUCUCAAACAAUGCUCUUAGGACGGGAAUACUAUCAAACGAGCUUUGGAGAAACAGCUCUUGUCCUAACACCAAUAACGGUACACAUUCUAAGCGGACUACUGAAGCGACUGCUCUCUUCCAAUCCCAAAGACGAACCUCGACCCAUCUCCCGACCGCUCGCAUGGACAGGCUACGCAACAGCCCUCCUCUUCCUCCCCAUCCAUUUCCUAUCACACCGCGCUGAUCCAACUACAGAAGCACCCCCAAUCUUCGCUGUGGGUCCCGCAGAGCUGGAUUUCGAGUUUGUCAAGUUGGGAUUACAGCGGUUCCCCGUCAGAAGCUGGGUGUUGUAUGGAGGUCUGGUCCUCUUUACAGCUGUCCAUGCUGUUGAUGGAUUAGCCAUCUUAUGGAACACCUAUCUUAAGCCGUACUUCAACGGUGCGAGCGUCGGGGGUUCUCGAAGACGGAAUUGGGCGAUAGGGGGCAUCGUAAUCCCAGUCAUGACUGGGCUUUACUUUGUUUCGCAGGAACCGCUUAUGACCUUCACCUCGACGGCCAACCGUUACAUGGCAUCGUUGACAUCGUCGAUUAUAUAUCGUGUAUAG